GGAGGGAAAAUCAACAUCUGAACCAAAUACCAAUCUGCGACGAUGAGAGCUGCCGGCCGCCGCCGCGCGGCGGAAUCCCGUCCGCCACCUCCCACGCCCACCAACACAGCAGAUCCCUGGCAGUCAAUCACCACUCCUGUCAACCGCCGCGAAUCCGACGCUAGCUUCUGCAGCAGCCUCCCCUCAAUCGCCUCCGCCGGCCGCCCUUCCGCCGCCGCCGCUAACAUAUCCGACCGAGCUUACCAAAUCGCCGCCCUCCGCACCAUCAAUUCCUACCUCGCCUCUCAAUCCGCCCCCUUUUCGCUCAAGCCUCCCUUGCCCUCCGCGAAAGACAUCACCGAAACCCUAAAGCUUCUACUGCAUCGAUUCGGCUUCGCUUCGCAGAAAAUCGACGAGGAUCUCAGUCACGCGUUGAAAUCACUCAAAUGCCCCUUGAAAUUGAACAAAUCGGCGCUCCGCGCCCCAGGUACGCCGCAUUCAUGGCCCAAUUUGCUUGCGGUUAUCCACUGGCUUGUUCAAUUAGCUCAAUACAUGGAUUCUACACUGAAUUCGUCUCCUGAACUUGAGGGUGGAAAGAUGUUGAUGCACAAUGUAGACAGUUAUCUGCUCUACAUUGCGGGAGAUGAUGAGGCUAUGGAUGCUUUGGAUUCGGAGUUUGUAAGUGAGCUGGAAGAGUGGAGGAAGAAAGUGGGGGAAAAUGCGACGGCUGUUGACGAAAAUGCUAACGAACUGGAUGCCAAAUUGACGAGUUUGAAGAAGGGCCCGAGUCAGAAGGAGGUUUUGGAGCAGGAAAAGGCAGUUGUAGAAAAGGACGUGACGAAGUUCCAUGACAUGAUCGGGCAGCUGGAUGCGCAUUUGGUGGAUGUGCAGAAGAAGCUAGUGGAGAAGGAGAGGGCAUUGGAGGCCAAGGUGGAAGAACGGAAGAGGAUUUGCGAUGAGAAUGAGGAGUUGAAGAGGAAGAUUGAGGAACAGGGGAUUAAUAUGAGAGAUGCUGAGAGAAUGAAACGAGAAUUACAGGCUGUGGAGCGUAAUAUAGAGGAGGCCGAGGCUGGGAGAAGUGGCUGGGAGGAGAAGAUUUGGGAGCUCGAUUCUGAGAUAGGGCAUAAGUUUAAGGAGCUCGAGCAUCUUUUGAUGGAAUGCAACCAAACUAUUAGAAGGUUGAAGCUUGGAAAUGGAUUUCAAUAUCAGCUGCAUGCCGACGGGUCCACACCAGCUGAGGUCUUGGGAUCAGAUUACAAGAGCAUACUAAAGCCCGCACUUGUUGCCUUUGCUGAGGAAAUAAAAGGGAGUUCAAUGGAGAAAUUGGAAGAACUGAUUUCUCUUCGGCCACGAUCAGGUGAAAAUGCUGCUAAGCUGGAGGAUAAGCGGAAUCAUAUUGCUGUCCUUCAGUCCCACAAUGAUGAGGUUGAGUCUCAGUUGCACAUAGUGACGAAAGAAAUGCAAGAGUAUAUCUCUAGACGUGCAGCAGAAGCCAAAAAGAUGGUAGAGGAAGUUGAAACGAAGGCUCAGCACAUCUCUGUUGUUGAAAAAGAUGCAGCAGAGUUGUUGAAGAAUUCCAAGGCCGGGCUGCACGAAGACACGAUUCAAACUGAAGAAGAUGUUAAGUUGUGUGCUCGGGAACUCUUUGAAUUGAUUAAUUCAGUUGCAGCAUACAAGGAGUACGUAGCCUCGAAAAUUGCACGAAUGAGGACCGACCUGCUGGAAAGUGCUGGUGCCGUUGCGGAUACUUACAAAGGGUACCGUCCGUCACAUGGCCACGGUGUUUAGGAGUCGAACAAUUGAUCCCUAACAUAAAAGGUUGGGAACUUCCAACUCACUUGAGUUUCUUAGCUAAAGUGGAGAAAUCGUUGUUUAUGUUAUCUGUUUCUUGUGUGUAUAUUUGGUUAAUAGGAAUGAGAUCAAUGUAUUUUCACUUAUAUUAUGUUUCUUUUAUUGGGAUAAUAUUAAGAUGUCGUCGAGUAUGUAAUUCAUGAUUUUGCCAA
Salvia hispanica is the source of this 1982-nucleotide messenger RNA. Its product is annotated as kinetochore protein NDC80 homolog. The record is from RefSeq and is a predicted model, not a curated record. Lineage: Eukaryota; Viridiplantae; Streptophyta; Magnoliopsida; Lamiales; Lamiaceae.